Messenger RNA from Cheilinus undulatus (humphead wrasse), 1157 nucleotides. RefSeq names its product tescalcin b (gene tescb). The record is from RefSeq and is a predicted model, not a curated record. The coding region runs from base 129 to 779 and encodes 216 amino acids. The transcript is spliced from 8 exons. Gene Ontology annotation, molecular function: calcium ion binding. Lineage: Eukaryota; Metazoa; Chordata; Actinopteri; Labriformes; Labridae.
GUCUGUAGUCUAAACACUCAGGAAGAGAUGGAGCAUUUUCAGACAUGGUUAUCUGAGAACUAGAACAGUUGCGGCUCAGUUCUUACCUGUCUGGUGCUGGCCGGUGAGGGGUUUUCUCUUCUGGAGGGAUGGGUGCUCUACAGUCCUCACCUGGCCAACAGGAAUACGCUGAUCUGGCGGAAAAAACCGGCUUUUCCUUUGAACAGAUCGGAGUCCUGCAUAAAAGAUUCAAGCAGUUGAGUCACAAUGAAGAAACUCUGCGGAGAGAUCAUCUCAAUGGAAUUCCAGAUCUGGCAUGCAAUCCCAUCCGUUCUCAGAUCGUAGAGGCCUUUUUUGACAGAAGAAACUUCCGUCAGAAUGGGGAGGGUACAGUCGAUGAGAUCGGCUUUGAGGAGUUCCUGGUGGUCAUGUCCCAUUUCAGGCCCCCGGCGUUACACAUCACCGAUGAGCAACGAGAGAGCAUCCGGAGGGAGAAACUGAGAUUUUUAUUCAACAUGCAUGACACAGACAACGAUGGGACGAUAACCCUGGAGGAGUACAGACAUGUGGUUGAGGAGCUGUUAUCGCUCAGCGAGACUCUGGAGAAAGACACAGCCAAAAGCAUCGCUGAUGCCGCCAUGUUGGAGGUGGCCAGUAUCUCUAUGGGUCACAUGGAACCUGAUGAGUUUUACGAGGGAAUUACAUUUGAGCAUUUCUUAAAGCUGCUGAAUGGCUUUGAAAUUGAAUCAAGAAUGAGCAUUCGCUUCCUGUAUAUGGACACGGCAAACUUAUGUAAGUGACGGUCCCGUGGAAGUCUCUAAGAACGCAGACUCAUGGUUUCACUAUCUGUUUCUAACACCAGUCUCUCGCUUGCAUUGAUUUUAUGCCUUACUUAUAUGCAAUUAACUAUGCAAUUUAAAGAAUAUGUGUACAUGGCAGAUGUAGUAGGAGUAGUUUGUUUGAUUGUAAGCAGUAAUAGAUUUUCAGUCGAACAUUUAGGCUGUUAUUCAUAUGACUAAGCAAUAAUCAAAUAUGCAUGUCUGUAAUAGCAGACAGAUGAACUCUAUGCAUGCAGAAAUGAAUGCUUGAAGAACAUUUAUGAAUGUUAAUCAUAAAUGAAACACAAAAAUCAGGGAUAUGGAGAAUAUAUCUAAAUAAAUGUAUGUUUCUAUAGCAAU